AUGCUUUUUAUGAAAAACUUGACAAAUCAUCCCAAAUCUAAUUAUAACAAUCUUCAAACGGAACUAAAACAUAAUGCUGAAUCUAUUACCACUACUACUACUACUACUACUACUACUACUACUACUACUACUACUACUACUACUACUACUACUACUACUACUACUACUACUACUACUACUACUACUACUACUACUACUACUACUACUACUACUACUACCAUUACUGCUAGUGUGAAACUGUUACCAUUUAUAUUUCUCAAUAUAACAUCGAAUACUUCUCCUCCUCCUCCUCCUCCUCCUCCUCCUCCUCCUACUACUACUACUACUACUACUACUACUACUACUACUACUACUACUACUACUACUACUACUACUACUACUACUGCUGCUGCUGCUGCUGCUUCUAAUAACAAUAAUAAUACUGACAAAUAG
This is a messenger RNA of Schistosoma guineensis, 432 nucleotides long. NCBI's taxonomy places the organism in Eukaryota, Metazoa, Platyhelminthes, Trematoda, Strigeidida, Schistosomatidae. The record is from the annotation of a GenBank genome assembly.